Messenger RNA from Ipomoea nil (Japanese morning glory), 4110 nucleotides. Its product is annotated as receptor-like protein kinase. The coding region runs from base 569 to 3898 and encodes 1109 amino acids. NCBI's taxonomy places the organism in Eukaryota, Viridiplantae, Streptophyta, Magnoliopsida, Solanales, Convolvulaceae. Gene Ontology annotation, cellular component: plasma membrane. Gene Ontology annotation, molecular function: protein kinase activity; protein binding; ATP binding. The transcript has 3 exons. Gene Ontology annotation, biological process: hormone-mediated signaling pathway; protein phosphorylation. The record is from RefSeq and is a predicted model, not a curated record.
ACGAAAGAACAUCAUGAUCUUCUUCCUUCACCGCAUCAAGCCCUGUUCACACUUCUUCCCACUCCCAUUAUUCCAAGAACCAUCCGACAAAAUGAAGCUCAGAGCUUUAUAUUCCUCCGAUCCCACUCGUGUUCUUCUUGAUCAGGGUAUCCUUGCCCACUGUCUACUUUCUUCCCUAUUAUUCCUUCCCCCUUCUGCUUUUCACUCUUCUGUCUGUUCAAUCACUCAAAAUUGAGUCUUGGUGUUGGUUCCUUACAUUCUCUAAUGUAGUCUUGAUGAAGAGAAGCUUUUGAUACCCCUCUGGUAUUAUUCUUGAUUUUCAAUAGUUGAAUCUUUUGCAGAUGCUUAUUUUGCUUCCUUCUGGUAAUAUGCAGCCUCAAAGUUGAGUCUUUUCACAAUUUUUUUUUUUUUUUUUUAAACUCUUUUUGGUAGUCUACUUCAUCAAUCUUUGCUGCUUUUACUUAUUUUGUUUCCUUCUGGUAAUCUGCAACCUCAAAGUUGAGUAUUUUCACAAAAAUUUACUCUUUUUGGUAGUCUUGCACCCUCUGGGUGGGUAGUCAGUACUAACAUGAAGGUUGCUGUGAACACAUUCUUGUUGUUUUUGUGCUCCACUUCAUCAAUCUAUGCUGCUUUUGCUUUGAAUUCUGAUGGAGCAGCUCUGCUCUCACUCACUAGACAUUGGACUUCAAUCCCUUCUGACAUAACCCAGAGCUGGAAUGCUUCAGAUUCCACUCCUUGUUCAUGGCUGGGAGUAGAAUGUGACAGGAGACAAUUUGUUGAUACUCUGAACCUCUCCUCCUAUGGAAUCUCAGGCGAAUUCGGGCCCGAAAUCUCGCAUUUGAAGCAUUUGAAGAAGGUUGUUCUCAGUGGCAAUGGUUUCUUUGGCUCAAUUCCUUCCCAGCUAGGCAAUUGCAGUCUUCUUGAACACAUAGAUCUGUCCUCCAACAGCUUUACUGGUAAUAUCCCUGACACCCUUGGAGCUUUGCAGAAUUUAAGGAACUUAAGCCUGUUCUUUAAUUCUCUGAUUGGCCCAUUUCCUGAGUCUUUACUUUCAAUUCCACAUUUAGAAACUGUUUAUUUCACUGGCAAUGGUCUUAAUGGUUCAAUCCCUUCAAAUAUUGGAAACAUGAGUGAGCUUACAACUCUGUGGCUUGAUGAUAAUCAAUUUUCAGGGCCAGUGCCUUCAUCCUUAGGAAACAUUACCACCCUGCAAGAACUUUAUUUGAAUGAUAACAAUCUUGUUGGAACCUUGCCUGUCACUUUAAAUAAUCUCGAGAACCUUGUUUACUUAGAUGUAAGGAAUAACAGUUUAGUGGGAGCUAUUCCUUUGGACUUUGUUAGUUGCAAACAGAUUGACACGAUUAGCUUGUCCAACAACCAAUUCACGGGAGGACUCCCACCUGGUUUGGGAAAUUGCACUAGCUUAAGGGAAUUCGGUGCCUUUUCUUGUGCCUUGAGUGGUCCUAUACCUUCCUGUUUUGGCCAACUCACUAAGUUAGACACUCUUUACCUUGCUGGAAACCAUUUUUCGGGAAGAAUACCACCCGAGCUAGGCAAGUGCAAGUCCAUGAUUGAUUUGCAACUUCAACAAAAUCAACUUGAGGGUGAAAUUCCGGGUGAACUAGGGAUGCUCAGUCAAUUGCAAUAUCUCCAUCUAUAUACCAACAAUUUAUCUGGUGAAGUUCCACUCAGCAUUUGGAAAAUUCAAAGCCUCCAAAGUCUUCAGUUGUACCAAAACAAUCUCUCCGGGGAGCUACCUGUUGAUAUGACCGAGCUAAAGCAACUAGUGAGCCUUGCCUUAUAUGAAAACCAUUUUACUGGAGUUAUUCCUCAAGAUUUGGGGGCUAACAGCAGUUUAGAGGUUCUAGAUUUGACCAGAAACAUGUUCACAGGUCAUAUUCCACCGAACCUAUGCUCCCAAAAGAAACUGAAGAGACUGCUCUUGGGUUAUAACUAUCUGGAAGGUAGUGUUCCUUCUGAUUUGGGGGGCUGUUCCACUUUGGAAAGGCUAAUUCUCGAAGAGAAUAACCUCAGAGGUGGCCUCCCAGAUUUUGUUGAGAAGCAAAAUCUUCUGUUCUUUGAUCUUAGUGGCAAUAACUUCACUGGACCGAUACCUCCAAGCUUAGGAAACCUAAAAAAUGUUACUGCCAUUUACUUGUCAUCGAAUCAGCUCUCAGGGAGUAUCCCACCCGAGCUUGGUAGCCUUGUGAAACUUGAACAUUUGAACCUUUCUCACAACAUCCUUAAAGGUAUACUUCCAUCUGAACUGUCGAACUGUCAUAAACUGUCAGAACUUGAUGCGAGUCACAAUUUGUUGAAUGGCUCUAUUCCAUCCACUUUAGGAAGCUUGACAGAACUGACCAAAUUGAGUCUCGGUGAGAACAGUUUCUCAGGAGGUAUUCCAACUUCAUUGUUCCAAUCCAAUAAGCUCUUAAAUCUGCAGCUCGGUGGAAAUUUACUAGCUGGAGAUAUUCCACCAGUGGGAGCUUUGCAGGCACUGAGGUCAUUAAAUUUGAGCAGUAACAAACUGAAUGGUCAACUCCCUAUAGAUCUAGGGAAAUUAAAGAUGCUAGAGGAAUUGGAUGUAUCUCACAACAAUCUAUCUGGUACGUUGAGAGUUUUGUCUACAAUCCAAUCAUUGACAUUCAUCAACAUUUCUCACAAUCUGUUUUCUGGCCCCGUACCACCUUCAUUGACCAAGUUCUUGAACUCAUCUCCCACUUCAUUUUCCGGGAACUCUGACCUUUGUAUUAACUGCCCUGCUGAUGGCUUAGCUUGCCCGGAGAGCAGCAUUUUGCGACCAUGUAAUAUGCAAUCCAACACUGGGAAGGGUGGCCUUAGUACUUUGGGAAUAGCAAUGAUAGUUCUUGGGGCAUUGUUAUUUAUCAUCUGUCUAUUCCUUUUCUCUGCUUUCCUGUUUCUACAUUGCAAAAAAUCAGUACAAGAAAUAGCAAUUUCUGCUCAAGAGGGUGAUGGUUCCUUGCUCAAUAAAGUAUUGGAAGCUACAGAGAAUCUAAAUGAUAAGUAUGUUAUUGGGAAGGGAGCACAUGGAACAAUAUACAAGGCCACAUUAAGUCCAGAUAAAGUGUAUGCUGUGAAAAAGCUUGUGUUUACUGGGAUCAAGAAUGGAAGUGUAAGCAUGGUUCGGGAAAUUGAAACAAUUGGGAAAGUCAGGCACCGGAAUCUUAUUAAACUGGAAGAGUUUUGGCUGAGAAAGGAGUAUGGACUAAUUCUAUACACUUAUAUGGAAAAUGGCAGCCUUCAUGAUAUCCUCCAUGAGACAAAUCCUCCUAAGCCGUUAGAUUGGAGCACACGUCAUAAUAUUGCUGUAGGGACUGCCCAUGGACUUGCGUAUCUCCAUUUUGACUGUGAUCCUGCCAUUGUGCAUCGAGAUAUUAAACCGAUGAAUAUCCUGUUAGACUCUGAUCUCGAGCCUCACAUUUCAGACUUUGGCAUUGCCAAGCUUCUGGAUCAGUCUGCUACUUCAAUCCCGUCCAACACAGUUCAAGGGACAAUCGGCUAUAUGGCUCCAGAAAAUGCAUUCACUACUGUGAAGAGCAGAGAGUCAGAUGUAUACAGUUAUGGGGUCGUUCUGUUGGAAUUGAUAACUCGUAAGAAGGCCUUGGAUCCUUCGUUCAAUGGUGAAACCGAUAUUGUUGGCUGGGUUAGGUCGGUUUGGACACAAACUGGAGAAAUUCAGAAGAUAGUGGAUCCGAGCCUUUUGGAUGAAUUGAUAGAUUCCAGCGUGAUGGAACAAGUAACUGAAGCGCUUUCACUGGCUUUGAGGUGUGCAGAGAAGGAGGUGGACAAAAGACCCACAAUGAGAGAUGUAGUGAAGCAACUAACACGCUGGAGCAUACGCUCCUAUUCGUCGAGUGUUAGAAACAAGUCUAAGUAGAUAUCUUGCAGUCUUUGUAGGCUUGUAGCAAUUAGCUCAAAUGUAAUGUGGUGGGUUGCAAAUCAGCAUUACCUCAACCCACAUUACCAAUUUAUCUAACAACGGUCUAAUGAUAUCGGGGUGUUAAACAACCCAGAUAUUCAUGAUUGCAUGUACAAACACUGUUUACAAUUAUAUGUACCAGCUGAUUUGCAUAGGAAAAACAUUAUCAA